GUGACGGACACUGUCAAUCAUUUGACGUCAUCGCGUAACGUCGACGUCUUCCGCCGCACGGUGGUGGAGUGUUUCCGGCAAGAUGGUUGUGGGUGCCUUCCCUAUCGCCAAACUCCUCUAUCUCGGAGUGAGACAGAUGAGCAAGCCUGUAGCGAACCGAAUAAAAGCGGGAGCCCGGAGAAGCGAGUUCUUUAAGAAUUACAUCUGUCUGCCGCCAGCACAGCUUUACCACUGGAUUGAGAUGAGAACGAAGAUGCGGAUCAUGGGCUUUCGCGGUUCAACCAUUAAGCCUCUGAAUGAGGACGCUGCUGCAGAGCUGGGUGCAGAGUUGCUGGGAGAGGCAAUCAUCUUCCUCGUCGGUGGUGGCUGCAUGGUGCUGGAGUACACCAGGCAGAGUGCUAACUCUCGGCGUAAAGAAGAAGAGCUGAAUGAGACCAUCACAAGCCUACAGACUCAGAUAGCAGAACUAACACUAACUACAGAGACUCUAGAUGCUCAGCUGAGAGAGGUCAACAGGCAGCUGCUGUCAAUUCCUGUUCCCAACAGAAAGUGAUUAAAUUAGUUCUUUGCUAUAUGA
Molecule: messenger RNA, 577 nt
Organism: Scatophagus argus
Lineage: Eukaryota; Metazoa; Chordata; Actinopteri; Scatophagidae
Gene: opa3
Product: outer mitochondrial membrane lipid metabolism regulator OPA3
Exons: 2
Coding region: 83-553 (156 amino acids)
Biological process (GO): regulation of lipid metabolic process
Cellular component (GO): mitochondrion
Source: RefSeq, a predicted model, not a curated record